This is a messenger RNA of Melopsittacus undulatus (budgerigar), 803 nucleotides long. RefSeq names its product interleukin 15 receptor subunit alpha (gene IL15RA). NCBI's taxonomy places the organism in Eukaryota, Metazoa, Chordata, Aves, Psittaciformes, Psittaculidae. The transcript is spliced from 7 exons. Gene Ontology annotation, molecular function: interleukin-15 receptor activity. The record is from RefSeq and is a predicted model, not a curated record. Bases 1 to 732 code for a protein of 243 amino acids. Gene Ontology annotation, biological process: interleukin-15-mediated signaling pathway.
AUGGAGGGGCCGCUGCUGCCGCUGCUCUGCGCUACGGCCGCUUUCCUGCUGUCCUGGGCAGCCGCCGAUACUGUGCCAAUGCGAUGCAGCCGCCCCAAGGACGUGGCUAAUGCUCACAUCGAUGUGGGCAACAACACCCUGCUCAACACCCGCCUGCGCUACACCUGCAACCCCGGCUACAAGCGCAAAGCUGGGACCUCCAGCCUCAUCCAGUGCAUCCUGCGGGAUGACUCCAGGGAGCCCGACUGGACCCACACCACACUCCAGUGCAUCCGGGACCCGGCUCUACCUCCGGAAACCCCCAGUCCUGAGCUCCCAAUGGUGCCGCACACUGAGAGGAUGACCCCGAGGGGAACCACUGAAACCAGCCCGACCUCCAGCCCCUCUCCAGCAGCAACACCCGUACCCCCAGCACCUGAUGGGACAUCACCAGAGACACUUCCACCACUGCAGACAUCCACAAUGGGAGAGGAAACAGCUCCAGGGUCAUCACUGGGGACAACCACACUGCCUGACACCCCCCCAGAGCACACUGCAGUUUCCAUCCAGACCCUGGCCUCUUCCAUUGGGCUCUCAGUGCUGCUGGUUGCUGGCAUUGUGGCCUGCUGCUGCUGGAGGAGGAGAAUGCGCACAGGGCAGAGCCAUGCAACGGCAGUGACAGCCAUCCCCAUGGUGGCUGCUGCUUCUGAGAACGAGGAGAUGCUGCCACCCAGUGUUUACCCCAUGGGCUGAGCACCCAGCACCAGGUAACUCGGAGCACCCACUAGCCCAGAGGAUGCUCAAGGCUGGGAUGCAAAGCUGGA